This is a messenger RNA of Raphanus sativus (radish), 693 nucleotides long. RefSeq lists its product as uncharacterized. The coding region runs from base 53 to 583 and encodes 176 amino acids. Lineage: Eukaryota; Viridiplantae; Streptophyta; Magnoliopsida; Brassicales; Brassicaceae. The record is from RefSeq and is a predicted model, not a curated record. The transcript has a single exon.
UUCUUUAAAAUCUCGACGAAUCUCUCGACUCGCGGAAUCGAAUCUAGCGAAAAUGACGACGAGUAUUCACAUCACAGCACUGGACGGAAUCGUGAACGUGAACUCACUCUUCACCCUCGCCGUCUUCAUCGGACUCGCCUGGAACCCCUCCGACCCGUCCAACAGCCUCGUGACCGACCCGAACUGCAGCCCGACGGCCCGCAUGGCGGAGAAUCUCGUCGCCUUCCACGUCUACUCCUUCGCCUCCUUUUUAUUCUCCAGCCUCGUCGCCCUCGGCCUCAAGCAAGCCAUGAGGCUCAACAUCGCCGCCUCCUUCCACCGCUUCUCCGAUCGGAUCGAUCCGGUGGUUUAUUAUGUCAACAAGACGGCGCUCAGAUUCGGGAUGGUUAUCUCCGGUUUGGGGUCGGUUUGCGGGUGUGGUUUCCUGAUGUUGGCGUUGAUUAAUGUGGUUCAGAUUAAGCUAGGGAGUUUCGGGUGCGGUGCGAGUGGGCAUACUUAUGCGGCCGUUGUGCCGCUUUUGAUUUUGGUGCCUACUGCGCUGUUUAUCUAUGUUUCGCUUAUGCUUUAUGCUUUUACUCGUUGACGAGUUUUGGUUUUGGUUCGCUAAUGGUUUGAUGAUGCAAAUAGGGAAACAUGUUUUGUAUGGUGAUUUGUUUGAAUGAUGUGAUUGGGAAUGAGAAUGAUGCUUAGAUA